AUGGGCGCGCCACCUUCAAAACUUUUGGCAGAUGUGGUGCCUGUCAACAGCAUGUCACCCAGUUUUCCAGGUAGCCACGAGGCGACCUAUUGCUUGUGUACAAGUGGCGGUGGAUGCCGUGCUUUCACGCACACCCUGGGUGUCUACCGGGCCUUGCAUCACAUGGGAGUCAUGGGCAAGCUUGACGCAAUCAGCUCGGUUUCCGGAGGUACGUGGGCAUCCUCCGUGUACAUGUUCGGCAAGGAAUUUCACGGCAAGCCUAUUGACACUGAGAGGAUGCUCGGCGAUCCAACCACACCGUCUGAAUUGACCCUGGCGAAACUCCGAGAGGAGGUGGCGCCCUUUGCAUGGGGCUUGGCCCACGAGAAUGCCCAGGGCCGCGUGCAGGAAUUUGUGGGGAGAGUUAGCGACAAGGAUAUGUGGAAGAGGGCGGUGUCCAAGCUCGUGCUGGAGCCUUUUGGCUUGGGCAACAUGGACAGCUACAUGGCGCAGAACGCUGUGGACGUUGAGCGCAUCAAAGCCGAGAACCCGGGACUGAAAGAUGCCGUCUUCCAAACGCCUCGCGCAGACCGACCACCGCUGUUCGUGAUGAACGGGGCCUUGCUGGCACCAACCGGGUACAAGGUUGACGAGGACAACAUCGUGUCAUUCCAGAUGAGCCCCGACUACACUGGGAGCCCCUUCUUCCCCAUGGACUGCGAGCUGGGCUACUCGCUGGCUCCCCUCUGCCUUCGGCCCUGGCCUUGCCGAUGCGCCUUGAAGACAACCGUGGGGGGUGGCAUGGUGGAGACUUUUGCCUUUGGUGGCACGGCUCCUGAGGGAGGUGUGCCAGGUACGCAGGGAAAGCUGCCGGUGGGGGCCCCCAGCAAGCCUUUCUCGUUAACCACGGCCGUGGCGAUAAGCAGUUUCGCGCCAGCUGUCUUUGCAGCAUACUCCUACUUCACCGCUUGCACGUUUAACAUCCAUGGGCAGUACUGGCCGGUGGCUGGGGGCAAGCGUCCGGCAGGUGCCAAAGCUCGUGAGUUCCAAUUUGGCGAUGGUGGCAACCUUGACAACUCUGGCCUACUGCCACUUCUGCAGCGUCAGGCAAAGAAUGUGAUCUGGAUCGCAAGCAGUUCGGACCCUCUCAGCCAGACAUAUGAUUUUGAGAAUGCCACGCAGCACGAUUUCGACCCUGUCGUGGCUGGCGUUGUUGGCCAGCUCUACAGCGCAUUCGGCUAUGCCCAGAGAGAUCCAUGGGGCUGCUACUACGGCAACAACCAAGUCUUCAAGAAGUCUGCGCUCUUGGGUGUUGUCCAGAAGCUUGCAAAGCUCAAAGCCGAGGGCAGGCCUUCCGUGAUCAAGGAGAAGCUGGAGGUGAUUCCAAACUACUUUUGGGGCAUCGUGGGUGGCUACGAGAUAAAUUUGGUCCUGAUCUACCUGGAUGUCUCCAUGGGCUUCCAGCAACAGCUGCCGGAGGAGACUCAGCAGGAGAUCGCCAAAGGAGAUGAGGGCACCUUUGCCAACUUUCCAGUCUAUGACACGACCAACAACAACGCGAGCCUCACUUUGGGCUUGACAGGGCCGCAGGUAAAUUUGCUGGCCGCGCAAGGUGAGUACGCCGUCAGGCAGAAUGCCGACCUCAUCAAGGAGCUCAUGGGCAAACGGCUCUCCUAA
Messenger RNA from Symbiodinium natans, 1656 nucleotides. The record is from the annotation of a GenBank genome assembly. NCBI's taxonomy places the organism in Eukaryota, Dinophyceae, Suessiales, Symbiodiniaceae.